GCCUACAAAACGAGCAAACACAGCAGCAAAGCAAGCGGCGGCACCAUGAGGACACGAGCUAUCGUGCUCGCCUACUCGCUGUUGGCAUCCGCGCUGCUGUGCCGGAGCGCCACGGCCUCGCCGGCGUUCAUCGCCGCUGGCAAGCUCGUCAUGGGCGGGGUGGAGUUACGCCGUCCCAUGACCAUAAUCGGUAACAUGACGGCGAAUCAGUCUGCACCACAGCAACUUUCGACGGCCGCGAGCGAUGAAAAUGGGAACGGGCUCUACCAGAACUGCUUCUCCUUGCUCCUAGAGAUGACUUCACCGCUGCACCGAGACCAUCCUCUUGUCGAACAAGGGAUAGUGCUCGAUCACUUGCUUGUGUUUUUGGUGCUCUUCGUGGUGUACAUCUUCCGCUGAUUUCGAAGCAGUUCCAAAUCUCCUCCAGAUUAAUUUCACUUAUAUGUAUCAUAUGCCCUGUGUACUAUUUAAUGUUUUGCACAAGCAGCAGAACUAAUAAGGGACUGCUAGGCGUCGCUCGAUGGAUCUUUCCGUCGCCUCACAAGCCGUUGGAUCUAGCGAGAUGAACAUGUUCUCUACUUUGCAACAAAGACUCUGUUGUAGAAAUAUUUAUAACAGAGAUUGUGUUGCAGAAUUUUUAUGCAA
This is a messenger RNA of Hordeum vulgare subsp. vulgare (domesticated barley), 645 nucleotides long. RefSeq lists its product as uncharacterized. The transcript is spliced from 2 exons. Bases 46 to 399 code for a protein of 117 amino acids. The record is from RefSeq and is a predicted model, not a curated record. NCBI's taxonomy places the organism in Eukaryota, Viridiplantae, Streptophyta, Magnoliopsida, Poales, Poaceae.